Messenger RNA from Oncorhynchus kisutch (coho salmon), 4917 nucleotides. Its product is annotated as helicase ARIP4. Gene Ontology annotation, cellular component: nucleus. Lineage: Eukaryota; Metazoa; Chordata; Actinopteri; Salmoniformes; Salmonidae. The transcript is spliced from 23 exons. Bases 185 to 4855 code for a protein of 1556 amino acids. Gene Ontology annotation, molecular function: ATP binding; ATP hydrolysis activity. The record is from RefSeq and is a predicted model, not a curated record.
GGGGAACCGUGUUACUGUUACCCUUGAAGAAACAGUGAGGGGGGAAAUUAAAAAAAAUACAGUUUGUAAAAAGAAUAAUGUAUUAAUCAUAAGCAUAUCAUCAAUUCGAUUUCCCAAGGGAAUGCAACAUGUACUCCCAAUGACUAUGUGUGUAGGUAAUGCUCUCUGAGCACUGCAGGACGUCAUGUCUGAAGAGGCCAUCUCAGGAAGCGACCUGGACCCCAGCGUUAACAGCGAAGAGGAGGAGGAGGAGGAGGAGGAGAUUGAGGAUGAAGAUGAGGGUGACAACGAUGGGGAUGAUGAAGAUGAUGCAGUUGAUUGCCCAGAGAGUGGCCAGGGCAGUACAGAGACGGAGACCCAGGGAGGGAGGGACUCCCCCUCAGCUACCUCACCCUCAGAAAAGACUCCCUCUGAGUCCCCGUCUCAGCCAACCUCCCAGCCCCCCUCCAGGGCUUCCUCCCGGCCCAACUCUAGGCCUGAGUCUCGCUCCCAGCCCCCCUCUGGCCACAGUUCCCAGCCUCCUUCUCGCCCUGAGAGCCCCAGCCAGGACAAGCCAUCUGCGGGCAAGAAGAAGAAACCGAGGGCCUCAAAGUCCCAGGCCCCUUCGUCCUGUCCUGAGACCCCCAGCAAGGACAAGACCUCAGUUGGCAAAAAGAAGAAACCGAGAACCUCUAAGUCUAAGGAGCCUAAGCCUGCUAAACCCUCGAAGACGGUACACAUGAGGAAGAACAUCAGGACGCUGCUGAAGGAGCACCAGAUGGAGGCAGUGACCAAAGCAGCCCAGCAGGAGGAGUUAGAGAGGCUGAGGCGUCUGGAGCAGCAGAGGAAGGACUUCAUGGCACCACCCGUCCAAGAGUUUUCUCCAGCAGUGGAAGCGGUGUCAGGGAGGCCCGGAGAGGAGGAGUUUCAGGGCCAGGGGUCGUUAGAGGCUGCUUUCCUAGCCAGGCAGGACGUAAUCUGCCUGGACAGCAGCGACAGCAGUGGAGAGGAGGAGGAGGAGGACGCCAAGCCACCAGCUAUCCCCGCUAUCACACCCACUAUCAGAGACGACGUGAUCGAGCUGAGCUCUGGGGACGACGACACACUGCCGAUCAGCAGCGAAUCGGCCAAUGAGGAUGAAGGUGCGGGGGGCACGGAGGAGAGCAGCGGAGCGCACAUCAACGACUCACUCAACCAACCAGACGCCCAGGGGAGGGUCCUGGUCAACAUCAACCACCCAGCGGAGGAGGAAGACCUGUACCUCGUCCCACAGCUGGCUCGUGCAGUCAAACCUCACCAGGUUGGUGGGAUCCGGUUCCUCUAUGACAACCUGGUGGAGUCUCUGGAGCGCUACAAGGGCAGCAGCGGGUUUGGCUGUAUCCUGGCCCACAGCAUGGGCCUGGGUAAGACACUGCAGGUCAUCUCCUUCAUAGACAUCCUGCUGCGAUACACCGGGGCCCACACCGUACUGGCCAUCGUCCCUGUGAACACGCUCCAGAACUGGUUGGCAGAGUUUAACCUGUGGCUCCCAUCACAAGAGGCCCUGCCCCCUGAUAGUGACCCUGCCGCAGUCGCAGGACGCACCUUCAGAGUCCAUAUCCUCAAUGACGAGCACAAAACCACGGUGGCCCGGGCUAAGGUAGUGGAGGACUGGUCACGUGACGGGGGCGUGCUCCUGAUGGGUUAUGAGAUGUACCGCCUGUUGUCCCUGAAGAAGAGCUUUGUGACGGGCAGGAAGAGGAAGUCCAAGAAGCCCCAGGGACCCGUCAUCAUCGACCUGGACGAAGAGGACAGGCAGCAGGAGCUCAUGAAAGGUAUCGAGAAGGCGCUGGCCAGGCCCGGUCCAGACGUGGUGAUCUGUGACGAGGGCCACCGCAUCAAGAACUACCACGCCAGCACCUCGCAGGCCCUGAAGAACAUUCGCUCCAGGCGACGCGUGGUCCUAACGGGCUACCCCCUCCAGAACAACCUGAUAGAGUACUGGUGCAUGGUGGACUUUGUCAGGCCUGACUUCCUGGGCACCAGGCAGGAGUUCAGUAACAUGUUCGAGAGGCCCAUUCUGAACGGGCAGUGUGUGGACAGCACGCCACAGGACGCCAGGUUGAUGAGAUACAGAAGCCACGUGCUGCAUAGCCUGCUGGAGGGGUUCGUCCAGAGGCGAGGCCACGACGUGCUGAGGGACCAGCUGCCCUCCAAGGACGAGCACGUGAUCAUGGUGCGCCUGUCGCCCCUGCAGAGGGCCCUUUACGCAGAAUUUAUGGACCGCUUCAGAGAAGCAGGUAACAGCGGCUGGCUGGGCCUCAACCCGCUGAAGGCCUUCUGCGUCUGCUGCAAGAUCUGGAACCACCCUGACGUGCUCUAUGAGACCCUUCAGAAGGAGAACCUGGCCAACGAGCAGGAUUUGGACUUGGAUGACAUCACAGCGGCCACCAACCCCCGCUGCCAUGGCGCUGGCCUGAAGGCCAAAGCGGCCGACUCGGCCAACAGCCGGUCCAACAUCACCCUGCCCCCGCUCAACCCCAUCCAGGAGAGAGCCAAUCAGGUCAUCACCUACGAAUGGGCCAAGGACAUCAUGAGCAACUACCAGACUGGAGUUCUGGAGAACUCAGCCAAGAUGCUGCUGCUCUUCCAUCUGAUCGACGAGAGCGUGAUCAGAGGAGACAAGAUCCUGGUCUUCAGCCAGAGCUUGUCCACCCUGACCGUCAUUGAAGACUUCCUGACCAGACGGCCAAUACCAGCAGGCCGUGUCUCCCCGAACAACCAUGGCCAGAACCAGACCUGGGUCCGCAACAUCAACUACUACAGGUUGGAUGGGAGUACGUCUGCUUCAGAGCGAGAGAGACUCAUCAACCAGUUCAACGACCCAGAGAACACCUCCACGUGGGUCUUCCUCCUGUCAACGAGGGCGGGCUGCUUGGGGGUGAACCUGAUCGGGGCCAACCGGGUGGUGGUGUUUGAUGCGUCGUGGAACCCGUGUCACGAUGCCCAGGCUGUGUGUCGAGUGUACCGCUACGGCCAGAAGAAGCCCUGCCACAUCUACCGCCUGGUCUGUGACUUCACCCUGGAGAAGAAGAUUUACGACCGACAGGUCUCCAAGCAGGGCAUGUCUGACCGCGUGGUGGAUGACCUGAACCCGGUUCUGACGUUCACCCGCAAGGAGGUGGAGUCUCUGCUGCACUUUGCAGAGGAGGAGCCUGACUCGACCAAAGCCCCUCCCCAGCCCCACAAAGAGAUGGAGACAGUCAUCAGCCAAGCCUGCCAGCUCUACCCCCACCUCAUCACUAAGGAACCCUUCCACCAUGAGUCUCUGCUGGUGGACCGGAAGGAGUCCAAGCUCACUAAAGCAGAGAAGAGAGCCGCUAAGAAGAGCUACGAGGACGAGAAGCGUGCCUCCGUGCCCUACUCUCGCCCCUCCUACGCCCACUACUACCCAACCAGUGACCAGACCCUCAUCAACAUCCCAGCCUUUAACCAGCGCAACUGGCGUCCCAUAGCUCGGGGUGAUGAGAAGCCCGUGGCCAGCGUCCGGCCCGUCCAGUCCACCCCCAUUCCCAUGAUGCCCCGCAUGGCGGGCAUGGGCGUGGCGGGCUCCAGCUCCGGGGUCGGCUUCCCCGUCAACUACCUGCAGAAGGCUGGCGUCUACGUCCAGAGGAUCGUCACUACCACUGAUAUAGUGAUCCCAGGAGCCAACAGCACCACUGAUGUCCAGGCCCGUAUCGGUGCAGGAGAGAGUAUCCACAUGAUCAAAGGGUCAAAAGGUACCUACAUCAAGACCAAUGAUGGCAGGAUUUUUGCCAUCCGCUCAGGGAAGCUCAGCAGAGCAGUGCAGGGAGGAACUGCUACCAACAGAGGUUCCAAGGUUUCCCUUCUUCACGCCAUCGGUAACGGCUGUUCGUCUCCCGCAGAGCGCCAACGGCUGACCCCCGACAGCGCCUUGUGGCCCUCCACCCCAGAGAGCCCCGAGAUCCUACGAGAGCUCAGCCGCUACGCCGUCACCGCGGAUACCGUCACCGUGGGCAAUGAGCUGCCGUCACCAUCGGACACGUUUACAGGGGACAGAGGGGGAGGGGGAAGAACGCAGCAGCACAAUCAGACCACAGAAUCGGACCACAGCCGGCAGUUCAGAGAUGACAUCGGAAUGAGCAUCGGCGAGGCUCUGCAACGCUCCAAACGCAAGAUGGCCGAGGGCCGUGGACACAAGCAGGCGGGGGGCAAACGCAGUUCGACAGCAGCCGGUUUCCCCGGCCUCUCCCUGGGCAGUGGCGGCCUCAGCUUCCCCCCCCUGAACCAGGCCUUGGAAGGACACAUGAGCCACCCGCUACUGAUGGGAGGCAAUUCCUCAUCCCCCUUUCUCCAGUCAGCAGGACAGACUCUGGGAGACCUGCAGGCCAUGUUCCCCUUGGCAGGGGCGGACCUCCUCAACCACGCCUCCUCAGCCACAGGAAGCAAUGGACACCUCCCCUCCUCCUCUACCACCACCUCCUCCUCCACCAACACCAUGCCUGUGUCCUCUGCCUCCACCACCCUGCCCCCCUACCUGAUGAAUCCCAGUGUGGCUGACCUUCUGUCCCCAGGCUUCCCUCUGAACUACAGUCAGUCCCUGCUGCCUGAUCCCAGGAUGUACCCCAACACCCUGGGAGGAGGCCCAGCCAGCUCUGGAGGAAGCUCCAGCUUCCUCUCCCACUACUCCUCUUCCCCCUCCAGCCUCCUGGGUGCAGCCCUGAGCCGGCCUGACACCCAUCACAUGGCCACGGACAACGGCGGCAGCAGCUCGGACGAUGACGUCAUUGAGUGUCUGUGGAAGAGCAGAGCAGUGGCACAGACUGACUGUGAGAGAUCGGGAGGGACAGUCCACCCCCAUGUAUCCAGCAUAUGACAACUGUGUUACUUCGUUAAUGUUAUUUUAACAUAAUAAAACACACUUCUCCUGCGUUGUUA